AUGCUGUCCCUUAAAGGUCUCCUGAACCCAGCCCCUUCGGGGGAAAAUGCUUCCUCCUUCUCUCGACCAAGUCAUACGCCCGAGUUUCCACCAAUUCUAAACAACAGAGUGUCCUCGAAUCAGCCGCAAGGCCGCGUAGUGAUGCCUACUGAUAGAGCUGGAUUCAAGGACGCCAGCAACUUGGCCAAAUCCAAGUUGCGUGGCCAAGUCAGGUUUCCCCCUCAUGAGCACCUGGACGAGGUAGCUUUACAAGAGAUCCGCAGACAUCGGGUGACCCCCUUUGGAAACAUUCACGAAACAUGCCUUCAUAUUCCCUACAAUAGUGGCAAAAAGGACUUUUUCGAGAAAACAGGGCGCGAGAGUUUCGAGGUUUUCAAGUAUGAGUUUGUUUCUCUUGAUCACGGCACUGAAUACGCUGUCAUGUGGGACUAUAAUAUUGGGCUUGUUCGGAUGACCCCCUUUUUCAAAUGUCGAGGCUAUGGAAAGACGAUACCUGCAAAGAUGCUGGGCCUGAACCCAGGCCUAAAAGAAAUCACACACAGUAUUACUGGCGGUUCCAUAGCUGCUCAAGGCUAUUGGAUGCCGUACCGAUGUGCCAAAGCUAUCUGCGCAACAUUCUGCCAUCCUAUCGCGGGUGCUUUGAUUCCUAUCUUCGGUCCAGGAUUUCCAGCCAUGUGCAUACCUCCUGGUAUGCCUGAGUAUGGCCGAAUGGUGAUAAACCAACAAAUAAUCAUCGAUGCGACCCGCGAAGCCGACAUUUGGCGCAUGCAAAUGAGUGCAAUCCCGCCGAAAUUCCACAGUCCGACAAGCUUCCCCAGAGAUGAUCGAAAUCUUCAGCACAGCAUCUAUCCUCCAGAGGAACACCGGCACCGAUAUCGACCUCGUCUAGUUUGUGAUCCCGCGUGGGCGUUGGAAAGCGACAUCGACCGUCACUAUAUGUCGGCCCCCAACUCGGCCUCGAGUACUGGAUCAGGUCUUCCUGCAUACAUGGUCACGUCUCGGCCAGGUUCUAGCUGGACUCCUGCAAACCGACCCAGUCCAGAGCCAAACCCUUGGCUCAGUGCCAUACCUCGCAACCCACCUUUGCACCAUGAACCAACUCUUCCUCAUCCGGCAUGGGGGUCUAAGCGGCGCCUUGAGAACGAAGAAUGGAGAUACAACUAUAGAGGAAGUGCUAGUCCCAACAUGAGCACGAGCUCUGUCGCGAUGGCGGCGACUCCUGAAGCAAGUCCGAUGAGGCAAAGAGUAGUCCGAGGACCAACCAUCGGAGCCGAUCAGGCCCAGCAGAGCGCAGCUUUACUCCUAUUGAACCUCCGACAACAAGAACAGGAAGCUUCAGUCUCCACUGCGGUCACGUCGCCUCCCAAUAUCAAUAUGGGUAACUCCAUCGAAGAGCACCGCAGCAAGAGACAACGAGCAACUUCGCCUUGA
Messenger RNA from Fusarium pseudograminearum CS3096, 1431 nucleotides. RefSeq lists its product as uncharacterized. Gene Ontology annotation, cellular component: SBF transcription complex; MBF transcription complex. Bases 1 to 1431 code for a protein of 476 amino acids. Gene Ontology annotation, molecular function: DNA binding; transcription regulator activity. The transcript has 4 exons. Lineage: Eukaryota; Fungi; Ascomycota; Sordariomycetes; Hypocreales; Nectriaceae. The record is from RefSeq and is a predicted model, not a curated record.